CUCUCACCGAGAAAAGUAAAUAAGACCCUCCAAGAAUUUUGCAGUCGCUCCACCUCAACAACUGCGCGAGGGGCGUGGCUAUAAUUAGGGGCGGGGAUAGGCAAAUGUUGCCCUAUGAGGCGAGGGAAUGAGACUAGGCUGUGAGUUGGGGAUAGGGUUUCUCUUUGGGGGAGUGGCUUAUGGAUCCUCGUUUUCCCGCCGACGGUUGGCCAUGUCACGUGACAUGGGUUGGAAGAUGGCGUCUCCCACAGACGGGACAGAUUUGGAAGCAUCUUUGCUAAGUUUUGAAAAACUUGACCGUGCCUCACCAGAUCUUUGGCCAGAACAAUUACCAGGUGUUGCUGAAUUUGCGGCUUCCUUCAAAAGUCCUAUUACUAGUUCUCCACCCAAAUGGAUGGCCGAGAUAGAACGUGAUGACAUCGACAUGUUGAAAGAACUGGGGAGUCUCACCACGGCUAAUUUGAUGGAGAAGGUACGAGGCCUACAGAACCUAGCCUAUCAGCUGGGGCUGGAUGAGUGUAUGUCUUAGUAGCAUGAAAAUGGAUAAAUUCAUUCUUUUGCAUGUGGAUAACCAGUUUUCUUAGCAUCAUUUGUUGAAAAGACUAUCCUUUUUCUAUUGAAUUGUCUUGAUAUCCUUGUCAAAAAUCAGUUGGCAGCCGGGCAUGGUAGCUCACACCUGUAAUCCCAGCACUUUGGGAGACCAAGGUGGGAGAAUUGCUGGAACCCAGGAGUUUGAGACCAGCCUGGGCAACAAAGUGAGACUCCAUCGCUACAAAAAUAAAAAUAAAAAUUAGCCAGAUGUGGUGCUGCGCACCCAUAGUCUCACCUACUCAGGAGGCUGAGCCUGGGAGGUCAAGGCUUCAGUGAACCAUGAUCACACCACUGCACUCCAGCCUGGGCUACAGAGCAAGACCCUGCCUCAAAACAAAACAAUGAGUUGGCCAUAAAUGUGAAGGUUUACUUCUAGACUCUCAGUUAUAUUCCAUUGAUUUACAUCUCUAUCCUUUUGCCAGUAAUUCACUUUCUUGCUUACUGUAGCUUUGUGUAGUAAGUUUGAAAAUUGGGAUAUGUGACCUUCGAACAUCAACAAUGUUUUGUGGUAUUCAAAGUAUAAAUAUUAUACUUUAUUUAUUAAAUUUAUUCCUAAGUACUUUAUUUGUUUUGAUGCUAUUAUAAAUGGAAUUGUUUUCUUAAUUUCAUUUUCAGUUUGCUCAUUGCUACUAUUGAGAAAUAGAAUUUAUUUUUGUAUAUUGAUCUUGUAUCCUGCAACUUUGUGAACUUGUUUCUUAGUAAUAAUAAUGUUUUAAUAGAUUAUUUAUAAUUUUCUAUAUACAGAAUUGUCAUUUGUGAAUAGAGAUAGCUUUACUUCUUCAUUUCCAUUCUGAUUGCCUUUAAAUUAAUUCUUUUGCCUAAUUGGCCUGCUAGAAAUUCCAGUACAGUGUUGAAUAGAUGUGGCAGGAGUGGACAUCCUUGACUUUUCCUGAUCUUUGGGAGAAAGGGUUAAGUAAAGUGUUAGCUGUGGGUUUUUUGUAGAUGUACUUUAAUGUAAAUAAGGUGACACCAAAUAUAUUACCCUCUAAAAAAGCUUUGAGGAAUUUAGCCUACUUCGAUAUAAGUAGUUGCUUCUGCUGAUUAAUCAUAUAAUUCUACAUGUUCAUGUAGCAGUUUAUUGGGACUGUCAUUUGGCUGAAUUUAAUCACUGUUGUUUUUUAAAAGCAAUAUUUCAUUGUAAAAAGAUUGAGAGGGAUGCCAAGGGGGGAUGAUUUUUUGAAGCCAAGAGUUUGGAACCAGCCUGGGCAACAAAAACAAGACCCCAUCUCUGAAUAAAAAGAUUAAGGCUGGUGUGAUGACUCAAGCUUGUAAUCCUAGCACUUUGGGAGGCUGAGGCAGGCGGAUCAUCUGAGGUUAGGAGUUUGGGACUAGCCUGGCUAUUAUGGUGAAACCUUGUGUCUACCAAAUACAAAAAUUAGCCGGGCAUAUGGCUGUAGUCCCAGAUACUCAGGAGGCUGAGGCAGGAGAAUCGCUUGAACCCAGGAGGCAGAGGUUGCAGUGAGCCAAGGUUGUACACACUGCACUCCAGCCUGGGCGACAGAUCGAGACACCUCUCAAAAAAAAAGAGAGAGAGAGAGAAAAGAAAAACAUUAAGAUGUCCCCAUUGAAAAUUUAAUACUCUAUCCCAUUAUUCUACAUUGCUGAAGUUGUCUGUACAGCUUUACUAUUUGGUACUUUCUUUGAUUGUGAUAACCAAGAAAAACUGCUUUCAAAAAGCAGAAGUUUCCACAGCACUAGCCUGUGGUAUACUAGACUUCUCUACCCUCUGGGCACGUGAUUUUGAAAAAAGUGACCAUUUACAUUUAGAAUUUGUUUCUCAUCUAGAUAAAAUUCUAAACAGUUAGCUCUUUUGAUUUGUAAUUUUAAUAUAUAGAGCAGGGAAGGGAGAGUAUAACUGUGAUUCUUACACCUUUUUUUUUUGGAGACAAGGGUGUCUGUUGCCCAGGCUAGAGUGCAGUGGUGCAGUCAUAGCUUACUGCAACCUUGACCUCCCAGGUUCUAGCAAUUCUCCCAUCUCAGCCUCUGAAGGAGUUGGAACCACAGGAGAGUGCCACCAUGCCUGACUGAUUUAUUUUUUAUUUUGUAGAAGUGGGGUCUCCUAUGUUGCCUAGGCUGACCUCAUCCACUUGGGCUCAAGCAGUCCUCCUGCCUUGGCCUCCCAAAGCACUGGGAUUAUAGGUGUGAGCCACCAUGCCCUGCCCCUGGGUAUUUUGUGUGUGUGUGUGCCGGGGGAGCUGACAUCAGAAUUAUUUGUCUGGCUUCUGUUAUUAGGCCUGUUAAGUUCUACCUCUCAUAGAGUUAAAUUAAUAGCCCUUGACUGAGGAGAAACAUUAUCUAGCCUUUAACCUCUAGAUGGCAGCAUGAGUCUUUCUGUACUACUAACAGAAAGACUACCCACAUCUCUUGAACUGGAUUUUUAAUCUACAUAAAAACUUCUUGUGAUUUUUACAAGACUACUUGCCUGACUUUGUUGAUCCCUUGUUGAUUUUUAUUUUUAGCUUUUUUUAUUUUUAAUCUCUUUGUCUUUUUUUUUUUGGAGACAGGGCUUCACUCUGUUGCCCAGGCUGGAGUACAGUGGUGCAACCUUGGCUUAUUGUAACCUCUGCCUCCAGUUCAAGUGAUUCUCCCACUUAGUAGAAAAAAGUUCCAAAAAUGUGGUUAAUUCAGUAGCUUUUAUAUCUGCAUACAAGAUCCUAAAAAUGGGUUAAGUUCUCUUAUCUCAAUUAUUUCCUUUGCUAGUGGUUUAUCUUGUAUUCUUGGACUUGGUUGGUUUUCAUGUGAUAUCAGGCACUACUCUGUUACAUUAAACAGGAAUGUUAGCUAAAAUUAAUGAAACUACUUGAACUAAUUAUUCCUUCAAGAAAAAUUUGUUUUAAAAUAAAGCUUUCAAAUAUUUAGCCAUUUUAAAUGAUAAUAGCCAAAGAAUGAAGUGUUCUGUUCAGCAACUUCAUACAAGGCUAUGUAGGGGAUAGGAAGAUAAUUACUGCCCAUGUGUAGGUUAAAAUGUAGUAAGAAAGGAAGAUAAGACAAUUAAGUUAAUGAUUCUUAAAAAUAUAUAGAGGAGAAAAGCUCUAUAAGAGUACAAAGAACUAUAUGGAUGGGGGAGAAGAGGGCAAUUGCAUCAAGAUUGCUACAGGAAUGGCAGAUAAGUUUCAUUUUCUAUGUCAACAGGAAUUAAUUAGUAAGGCCUGCCUAGGACCAUUGAAUUGAGAAGGAUUUUGAGAAGGAGCCUAGAUUCAGAGGAGAAGGCAACUACUGAUGUCUGUUAUGGAAAGGGGAAAUGAGUGUGGUAAUAUUUGCAAUUUCUGGAACAUUGAAAAUAAACUUGGCAAGGUGUGGUGGCUCACGCCUGUAAUCCCAGCACUUUGGAAGGCCGAGAUGCGUGAUCACUGAGGCCAGGUGUUCGAGACCAGCCUGGCCAACAUGGUGAAACCCCACCUCUACUAAAAAUACAGACAUUAGCCAGGCGUGGUAGCAGGCACCUGUAAUCCCAGUUACUUGGGAGCCUGAGGCAGGAGAAUUGUUUCAACCCAGGAGGUGGAGGUUGCCGAGAUUGCGCCACUGUACUCCAGCCUGGGUGACAGAACAAGACUCUGUCUCAAAAGAAAAAAGGAAGGAAGGAAGGAAAGAAACCCUUAAAGAACACAGAGAUGGGUAGAAAUGAAAAGAGAGUAUAUUCUAGGGGGAGUGAAUAUUAAGGGUUUGAAAGCAACAGCUAUGCUCAAGGAACAGUGUGAAUGGUUGAAUCUAGACCCCAGGUUAUAUUAGGGCUCAUAAUAACUAAGACUAGGAAGAAGAUAGAGGGACCAGACUGAGGAGGCUCUUGAACUACAGGGGACAAGAAGUUAUACUCAGUGGCAGUAGGGAGCAUGUGAAAUAUUCUUUAAAAAGUAUCUUAAUGCUAUCAUAUUAACUGUGUGCAUUAGAGAUGGUUUAGGAAGACACUUUACUAGAAGAGAUUUUACUACAAUUUUUUUUAUUGUAAAAAUAAAGAAGAAAGUAAAAAAAAAAAAAAAAAAAGAAAAUUACCACAAACCAUAGCCUUACCACUCAUGUACCAUGUACACAGAAAUGCCUUUUUUUUUUUUUUAAAAUAAAGACAGGGUCACCCUCUGUCACCCAGGCUGGAGUGCAGUGGUGCGAUCUUGGCUCAUUGCAACCUCUGCCUCUUGGGCACAAGCCAUCCCCCCACCUCGGCUUCCCAAGUAGCUGGGACUACAGGUGUGAGCCACAGUGCCAGGCCAGAAAUGCUUUUUUAAUGUAAUUGAGAUUAUCGUGUGUGUGUGUAGUUUUAACUUGUGCUUUAAAAUUUUUUAUUCUGUCUUAAGCAUUUUUCUGUGUCAUUAAAAGUUCUACCACUAAAGAUUUUUGAAUAGGAAAGAUACACACCUUUAGGAGGCAUUGGUGCAUAGGAUAGAGUAGGAUAGUAGAGACUGGAGGCAGAAAGUUACAAUGGGAAUCCAUGAUGAAGGAUUGAGAGCUUGAAUGGAUGGUGGCAGUGAGAAUGGGAGGAAGUACAUUGACAAUAGAUUUUUCAGAUUUGGAAUUUUCAAGAGUAGGCAAAUGUCUGGAUGGGGAUAUUACGGGAUUAGCUGAAAUUAGAGCUUAACAUUAUGUUUUAGCCUAAUUAAUGACAGGGAAGUCAGAAGGAGCCUAGAUGCCUGCUUAACAACAACAAAAAUCACAUAAAUCUUUUACAUGCUCCUGUGUAGGCAGGCAUCUUUAUUUUCUUAGACAUAAGUAAAUAUCAUUUGUAGAGGUUAGUGUUGUUAAUAAGAUGUCUAGUUCAGUGAUAUUACCUAGGCAACAGAUAAUGUUUUAGAUAGUGAAUGGUGAGUUAUUUGAUCUCAAAGAGAUCAAUAGGAGAAAGUAGGAUUCCAUAUAAUUCUGCAGAAAGUAUGAUAAAUAUGAAAACUUACCCUUCAGUAUUUUAUUUUUAAAAAUGUUUUAGGGUAAUAGGAUAUUCACAACUUCAGAAAUUGAUUUGUGAAGUCCCUAUUUUUUUUGGCUGGUCAUUAGGCUAAGUAGAAUGACUGACUUUUGUAUAGUUUUCUUUCACAGGAGUGCUUUUUUAUUCAGGUACCUACCUAUGAACUUUUCCUGGACUUUCCUAUACAUUUAGGAAGUUAUUAUGGUCCUUGCAUACGUAGAUAUCCAGUUUUUUGUUAACUGUAAAAAAGUUUCAGGAGUUUAAAUCUGAAGUAACAGGAAUUGGUCCAAAAUAUUUGCUGUUGCUCAUGUUUUAAGUAAGUGACAGUGGAUUAUAUCAGCACUGGGAUAACUCCUGCUUGGUGUUAUGACUGCAGUUUACAUGCCACUGGAGAUUAGUGAUUGAGAGGGAAACAGAGUGCCAAAGUGUCUUCCAAAAAGGUACUUUGCACCCCAUAUCCUUGCUAAUAACAAGUAUUAUAAUUUAAAAAAUCAUUGCCAACUUGAUAGGGAAAAUAUUAAUGUCUUGUUUUAAUGUUCAUUUCUUCUAUUGUGAAGGUGAACUCUUUUUUCAUGUUUCCUGAUCCUAUCGGUUGACAAGGGCUGGAAGUUCAAGAAAGUAUAAAUUUAAAUUAUUUUAACCUGAAAAAGCCAGGGAACUUGAUUCAAAAGCACCCUAAAGACUGUGUUGAAAUCUGCAUAUCUCAAAUACCAAUUGAGCCUUAUCCUUGUUUUCUUUUUUUAUGCAUGUUACAGCAUAAAAUAUAGAAACUCCACUUUGAAGGGAUCAUGGUUAUUCUUCAUAAUUAGAAAUUGUCAAUUUAGACUUAAGUAUUUUAUUGUUAAAAAUGUUUUAUGGUAAUGGGAAAUAAAUCAUGCCAUUAUUUCUCAUUUUUCUCUUGGUUAACAAAUUAGGAUAUACAAAUCCUCAAAUUACCUUUAAGGCUUGUAAACAUUCAUAUCUUUUAUCCAUUACUCAAGUUAUUGCAUAAACCCAACAUUGCCUCUAAAAUGGCUUUACACACAAAGAGGAUUUUACCAUAAAAUGCUGUGGUGUUUUAUUCUCUUUUUUUUUUUUUUGUAGGGGGAGGGGAGAGGAGAGCAGGCAGAGUAUAAAUUAAUUUGGGUGGUGUUGGUUUUAAAGUAGGAUUCCAUAUAAUUCUGCAGAAAGUAUGAUAAACAAGAAAAUGGGCCAGACACAGUGGCUCAUGUAGUAAUCCCAGCACUUUGGGAGGCUAAGGCGGGUGGAUCACCUGAGGUCAGGAGUUUGAGACCACCCUGGCCAACAUGGUGAAACCCUGUCUCUACUAAAAAUAUAAAAAUUAACUGGGUGUGGUGGCACAUGCCUAUGGUCCCAGCUAGUGGGAAGGCUGAGGCAUGAGAGUCUCUUAAACCCAGGAGGUAGAGGUUGCAGUGAGCUGAGAUCAUGCAACUGCACUCUAGCCUAGGAGACAGAGUGAGACUCUGUCUCAAAAGAUAAAAAAUAAAAAAAGUACAUAGUAAAACAAAGUCCAGCCUUUGGGAAAUACCAGGUGAAUUAUAGUGUUACCCAGACAGUAGGACACAAUGUAGUCAUUAAAAAGCAUUAAAGGUGCUGGGCAUGGUGGCUCAUGCCUAUAAUCCCAGCACUUCAGGAAGCGGAGGCAGGCGGAUCACUGGAGAUCAGGAGUUCAAGAUCAGCCUGGCCAAUCGGGUGAAACCCCAUCUCUACUAAAAAUACAAAAAUUAGUCAUGUGUAGUGGCUGAUGCCUGUAAUCCCAGCUAUUCUGGAGGUUGAAGCAGGAGAAUCACUUGAACCCAGGAGGUGGAGCUUGCAGUGAGCUGCCGAGAUUGUGCCACUGUACUCCAGCCUGGGUGGCAGAGUAAGACUAUGUCUCUUUAAAAAAAACAAAAAAAAAAAGCAAGCAUUAAAGGGCAUUUCAUGACAGAAAAGUACUCAUUAUAUCUAAGGAUAAUAGCAAGUGACAAAAUAACAGCACAUAAAAUUUUACAGCAGAUGUUUUUUUUCUUUUGAGUGCAUGGACAUAGACAAAUAUCUGGAAGGAAAUACACCAGUAUGUUUUUCUUGUUUUGUUUUUUGUUUUUUGUUUUUUUUUUUUUAAUUUUUUAUUGGAUUUUAGGUUUUGGGGUACAUGAGCAGAGCAUGCAAGACAGUUGCGUAGGAACACACAUGGCAGUGUGCUUUUCUUUCCUUCUUCCCUUCACCCACAUUUGGCAUUUCUCCCCAGGCUAUCCCUCCCCACCUCCCCCUCCCACUGGCCCUCCCCUUUUCCCCCCAAUAGACCCCAGUGUUUAGUACUCCCCUUUCUGUGUCCAUGUGUUCUCAUUUUUCAUCACCCGCCUAUGAGUGAGAAUAUGCGGUGUUUCAUUUUUUGUUCUUGUGUCAGUUUGCUGAGGAUGACGUUCUCCAGAUUCAUCCAUUUCCCUACAAACGACACAAACUCAUCAUUUCUGAUUGCUGCAUAAUAUUCCAUGGUGUAUAUGUGCCACAUUUUUCCAAUCCAGUCUAUUAUCAAUGGGCAUUUUGGUUGAUUCCAGGUCUUUGCUAUUGUAAACAGUGCUGCAAUGAACAUUCGUGUACAUGUGUCCUUAUAGUAGAACGAUUUAUAGUCUUUUGGAUAUAUACCCAGUAAUGGGAUUGCUGGGUCAAAUGGAAUUUCUAUUUCUAAGGCCUUGAGGAAUCGCCACACUGUCUUCCACAAUGGUUGAACUAAUUUACACUCCCACCAACAGUGUAAAAGUGUUCCUUUUUCUCCACAUCCUCUCCAGCAUCUGUUGUCUCCAGAUUUUUUAAUGAUCGCCAUUCUAACUGGUGUGAGAUGGUAUCUCAAUGUGGUUUUGAUUUGCAUCUCUCUGAUGACCAGUGACGAUGAGCAUUUUUUCAUAUAUGUCUUCUUUCGUAAAGUGUCUGUUCAUAUCCUUUGCCCACUUUUGAAUGGGCUUGUUUGUUUUUUUCCUGUAAAUCCGUUUGAGUUCUUUGUAAAUUCUGGAUAUCAGCCCUUUGUCAGAUGGGUAAACUGCAAAAAUUUUUUCCCAUUCUGUUGGUUGCCGAUCCACUCUAGUGACUGUUUCUUUUGCCGUGCAGAAGCUGUGGAGUUUCAUUAGGUCCCAUUUGUCUAUUUUUGUUUUUGUUUUUUGUUUUUUUGAGACGGAGUUUCGCUGUCGUUACCGAGACUGGAAUGCAAUGGCACGAUCUCAACUCACCACAACCUCUGCCUCCUGGGUUCAAGCAAUUCUCCUGCCUCAGCCUCCUGAGUAGCUGGGACUACAGGCACGCACCACCAUGGCCAGCUAAUUUUUGUAUUUUUAGUAGAGACGGGGUUUCACCUUGUUCACCAGGAUGGUCUUGAUCUCUUGACCUUGUGAUCCACCCGCCUCAGCCUCCCAAAGUGCUGGGUUUAUAGGCGUGAGCCACCGCGCCCGCCCCACCAGUAUGUUUUAAUGGCUAUCUUGAGUGGUUUUUAAAUUUUUCUGAAUUUUCCAUAUUAUCAACAAUAAACACAUUCUAGUCUGUUGAAUAGGAAAAAUGCUACUUAAAAAAAUAAGGAAAAGUAUGCCAUUUUAGAAACAGAAUUUUACUUGAAUCUCCAAAUUUUCUAGGCAGUUAAAGUUUUGAGCUCUUCUGUGAAUUGUUUCUAAAUAAAAAUGAGUAGAUCCAUUAACAACAAUUGAUCAGUUUAUGCAAGUGAUAAAUAGCAAGUUGAAAGUUAAUGAUACCUCAUUUCCCAUACUUAGGACAUCCUUGCAGAAGUAGUAAUUGGGGGAAAAAUAAAUGGUAGGCUGUUGGGUCAUGGAUAAGAGAUUAUUUAGUUGGCCAGAGAAGCAUAUUUUCUUAAGCAAAUGUUGGCCAAGAUGUUACUUUAUGUUUUCAGGCUAUCUUCACAGUAGUUGGAGAACUGAACUCUUAGUAUUAACUCUGGGAAUUAUACCGUAGCCUACUCAAUAGGAGCAAAGUAUCCUACUAAGUAGGAGCAAGAACCAUUUGGAAUGUCUGUCAGUCUUACAUAGAACUGCAGCUAUUUGAGAGUUGAAAUGGCCCUGGAUAUUUGUUUUGUUUUGUUUUGUUUUUGGCUUCAAAAAUAGUUUUAGUAGAACAAAGAGGUGAUAAGAACUGAGUGAUUACAAAAGUGUUCAUAGGAGUUCAAAUUCUUUCCAGGCUUUGGGUUUAAGAAUGACUGUUUCUGCCUGUGAGGAAAUAAAUUGGCAUUUUUCUGUUUUCGUUUGUUUUUAGUUAUUGAUGUUCUAGAAAUUUCAACAAAAUAAGGAGUGUUUUUUGUAUUUCAAAUGUAGUACCUGUUUAUUUUUUUCUGGUUCUUUCCACUGGUUUGUGUUGGUAAUGUGAUCUGGAAGGGUAGAGAUAAUGCAUGGGAAUUUGUAAAUGAUCACAAAGUACUUUGUCAUAGGAAAUCUAGAGAAAUGAUGACUUUGGCAUAUGUAUAAGAGAAGUAUCUCUAAAUGUUAAGUCUAAACUAAAAGGUUGGCGCUUUGCUUUUACUUUCAGUUUGGUAUAACCAAAAAAAUAUAUACAAUAAAAUGGAAGGAAUGAUUUGUUUUCUUUGGUGUAGUUGUUAUAUUUGAUUGACUCUAUUAUAGGAGGACACAUUUAAGACCAAAUGGUUGGAUAAUGGUAAAGAAGUCCUUUGAGAGGAGAGUUUAAUCUGAUAGGUAGAAUUUUUGGUUAUAGAGAGAAAGAGAGUUGGGCAAGCUGAGAAUUCCUGUAGUCCCAACUACUGGGGAGGCUGAAGUGAGAAGAUCACCUGAGCCCAAGAGUUUGAGACUGCAGUGAGCUAUGAUCAUGCCACUGUGUUCCAGACUGGAUGACAAGAAUGAGACCUUCUCUCAAUCAAUCAAUCAAUCAAUCAAUUGAAAAAAAAGGGGAAGGCGCUAAAAUGAGAAUUCUGAUUCAGAAUUUAAAAAUAUUCUGUCCCGGCCGGGCGCGGUGGCUCAUGCCUGUAAUCCCAGCACUUUGGGAGGCCGAGGUGGGUGGAUCACGAGGUCAAGAAAUCGAGACCAUACUGGUCAGCAUGGUGAAACCCCGUCUCUACUAAAAAUACAAAAAAUUAGCUGGGCACGGUGGCGCGUCCCUGUAAUCCCAGCUACUCAGGAGGCUGAGGCAGGAGAAUUGCCUGAACCCAGGAGGCGGAGGUUGCGGUGAGCCGAGAUCACGCCAUUGCACUCCAGCCUGGGUAAACAAGAGCGAAACUCCGUCUCAAAAAAAAAAAAAAAUUCUGUCCCAUCAUUUUUUGUUCUUUAAUAAGGUUUAACAUGGAAGUAUAAUGUAUAUAAAGAAAAGUGUACAAAUUUUAAUGUGAAGUUCAAUGAAUUUUCAUAAAAUUAAUACUCCUCUGUAACCACUGCACCAAACAGAUCAAGAUAUAGAACGUUGCACCUCAUGCUGUGGCUCAUGCCUGUAAUCCCAGCAUUUUGGGAGGCUGAGACUAGUGGAUCACUUGAGCUCAGGAGUUCCAGACCAGCCCUGGGCAAUGUGGCAAAAUGUGGUCUCUACAAAACAUACAAAAAUUAGCUAGGCCUGCUAGUGCACACCUGUAGUUUUAGCUACUUGGGAGGCUGAGGUGGGAGGAUCACCUGAACUUGGUCAGUCAAGGUUGCAGUGAGCCAAGAUCACACCAUUGUACUUCAGCCGAAGUGAUAAAUACAAAAUGUCCUUUGUGCUCCUUCUAGUCCCUACUUGCCCCUUCCUUUCAAAGAUAAGCGUUACUGUGACUUAUACUAUCAUAGAAUAAUUUUGCUUAUCUUUGAACUUUAUAUAAAUGGAAUAACAAAUCACAUCCUCUUUUGUGUCUGACUUUUGAUCAGCGUUUAAAUUAUGACAUCAGCCAUAUCAUUUUGGUUGUUUCCCAUUGCUAUAUGGUAUUUCAUUGUAAGAAGUUACCACAAUUUAUUUCCUCAUUCUACUAAUGAUGGACAUUUGGACUAUUUCCAGCUUUUGGCUAUUACAAAUAAAUACUGUUGGUAUUUUUGAUAUAUGUCUUUCUUUUGGUACAUGCAUUUUCAUUGGAUAUAUAACUAGGAAAUGGAAUUGCUAGAUUGUAGGGGUAUGUGUAUAUUUAGCUUUACUAGGUACUUCCAAAUAUUAAUAGUUUACCAAAGUGGUUAUAUCAAUUUAUAAGCCUAUCAGGAAUUUCAGUUGCUCCAAAUCCCUACCAACAGGUAUCUUCUCAGUCUUUUAACUUCUAGCCAUUCUAGUAAAUGGUAUCUUAAUGUGGUUUUAAUUUGUAUUUCUUUAAUAGCUAAUGAGGUUGAGCAGCUUUUCAUAUGUUUAUUGGCCAUUUGGAUAACAUAUUUUGUGAAGUUCUUAUUUGCAUCUCUUACCCAUCACCCAUCUUUAAAAACUGGAUUAUCAUUCUUUUUUUUUUUGAGAUAAAAGUUUCACUCUUGUCGCUCAGGCUGGGGUGCAAUGGCACAAUGUCAGCUCACUGCAACCUCUGCCUCCCUGGUUCAAGUGAUUCUUCUGCCUCAACCCCAAGUAGCUGGGAUUACAGAUGCAUGCCACCAUGUGCGGCUAAUUUUUGUAUUUUUAGUAGAGAUGGGGUUUCACUAUGUUGGCCAGGCUGGUCUUGAACUCAUGACCUCAGGUGAUCCGCCUGCCUCAGCCUCCCAAAGUGCUGGGAUUACAGGGAUGAGCCACUGCACCUGGCCUGGAUUAUCAGUCUGUAAAAAAAAACAAUUUGUAAGUAUUGUUUUCUUUUUUCUUUUUUUUUCAUCUCCUUGUGAAUGCAUAAAACUGAAUGGUAAGUAUUGUUUAUAUAUUCUGGAUGUGCACCUUUGUCAGUUACAUAAAUUGCAAAUACUCUACUUUGUAGCUUCUCUUUUUAUUUUCUUAAUGGUAUGUUUUAAUGAACCAAAGAGCUUUUUCCCCCAACUUUUUAUUUGUUGAAAUUUGAAUCUUUAAAACAGUUUCUGCCAGGAGUGAUGGCUUGCACCUAUAAUCCCAACACUUUGGGAUGCCAAGGUGGGUGGAUCACCUAAGGUCAAGAGUUCGAGACCAGCCUGACCAAUAUGGUGAAACCCCAUCUCUACUAAAAAUACAAAAAUUAGCCAGGCAUGGUGGCAUGCACCUGUAGUCCCGGCUAUUUGGGAGGCUGAGACAGGAGAAUUGCUUGAACCCGUAAGGUAGAGGUUAUAGUUAGCUGAGAUCGCACCACUGCACUCCAGCCUGGGCAACAGAGUGAGACUCUGUCUCCAAAAAAAAAAGGUUCAAGCCAGGUGUAGUGGUGGGCACCUGUAGUCUCAGCUACUCUGGAUGCUGAGGUGGGAGGAUCACUUGAGCCCAGGAGUUUGAGUCCAGCCUAGGCAACAUAUAGGGAGAUCCUGUCUCAAGAAAAAAAAAAAAAAAAGCUUAAAACCAUUCUUCCCCCCAAAAAAGCCUAUGUAGUAGGCACAGCUGUUUCUAAAAAUAAGCUAUACAGGGUAGAUUUUCCACUUGGAGUCACAUUGUAAGUUCUGUAAGCACAGCAUUGAUCUAAAUCAUUAUAGCCCAACUGAAAUCGGUGGCUCUGGUAUAAUUCCCAGAGGUUUCCCCAACCUCACCCAAACAACUUUUCUCUAUUCAGCAAUUCUCCAUUGCUUAGAUCUGCUGUUUCUAUUCUGUAUUACUGAUUCAUUCUAUAUAUAUCUUUUUAUAUUUUUUUUUGGAAACCGAGUCUUGCUCUGUCGCUCAGGCUGGAGUGCAGUGGUGCAAUCUCGGCUUACUGCAACCUCCAUCUCCCAGGUUCAAGCAAUUCUCCUGCCUCAGUCUCCCGAGUAGCUGGGAUUACAGUUACCAGCCACCAUGCCCAGCUAAUUUUGGUAUUUUUAGUAGAGAUGGAGUUUCACCAUGUUGGCCAGACUGGUCUUGAACUCCUGACCUCAGGUGAUCCGCCUGCCUCGGCCUCUUAAAGUGCUUGGAAAACAGGCAUGAGCCACCAUGCCUGGCCUUACUCUGUAUUUCUUAUACCACUAGCCAUAAUGAUUUUCAUGUAUGUACAAAAAGAUGUCAUCUGUUGAUUUAAUAAUUAAGUGAGGCAAGUUUUAAUGACUAAUGUAAGACUAAAAUUUUCCUUAUUUGUUCCUUUCCAAUUCUAAGAUAUUUUAAUGCAUCAACUGAAUAGUGAAGUCAUUAUUGCAAGUUCUUUUAUCACAUAGUGCCUAAGUUAGUCAGCAAAUAAUUAAAAAUGCUUUGGUUUGUCCAGGAAGAUGGUUUUCUAAAAAUUUUCAAAUCACGAUGGUAAUACAUUUAAAAAUGUAUCUCAACAAGGUUGUCGGAAAACUUAUAAAUCAAAUAAAAAACCAGUCAGUUAAGGAAAAGAGGAAAACACACCUUCACUUUCUUUUUUCUCUGGAGAUGGAGUCUCACUCUAUUGCCCAGGCUGGAGUGCAGUCAGUCUCAGCUCACUGCAACCUCCACUUCCCAGGUUCAAGCGAUUCUCCUGCCUCAGUCUCCUGAGUAGCUGGGAUUACAGGUGUUUACCACCACACUGGCUGAUUUUUGUAUUUUUAGUAGAGAUGGGGUUUCACUAUGUUGGUCAGGCUGGUCUCAAACACACCUUCACUUUCUCCACUGGAAUUUUUGUUUACCAUGUAACCAUUAACAAUAUUCUCAUACUCCUAUGGAAGAGAAGAGGUUGAGGAAGAAAAGAAUUCACACUAGUAAUUUAGUAUUUUAUUUCUGAGAGGCUACAGCUUUGACAUUAUUAUAGCCCAAAUUAAAAGAGCAGGAGAUAAGAUCUUGUUCCUGUGACAAAUUAAAAAAAACAAACAAAAAAAAAAAAAACAGGAGUGGCAUUAACCAAAAAGGAUUAUAUUGCUAAACUGAACUAUAGUAAAAUUUAAAACUUCUGUUCAAAUCGGAAAAAUUUUAUUAUGGAUUGAAAAUCAGAUAAUUGUAUUAAGUUUUUUUAGUUUGUUAAUUAUAUUGUAGAUAUGUAAGAGAAUACCUUGUUCUUAGGAGAAUAUCUUAUUCUAAGGAGAUAAUGCUGAAGUAUUUAGGGAUGAAGUAUCAUGGUGUCUGCAGCUAGCUGUUGAACAGUUCAGGAAUAAAACAACAAAACUUAUAAGUAGAGACAUAAGCAAGUGUCUGAUAAAUGUUAACAGUUGGUGAACAGGUGAAGCAUAUAUGAGUAUUCAUUGUAGUAUUCUUGAAACUUUUUAAGGUUUAAAAAUGUAUUAAACAUUACCAUCGUGAUUUGAAAAUUUUUGGAAAACCACUUCUAUUUUAAAAUAUGUUAUAUUUUAGGCUCUAGAAAACUUCACUGUACACUUGUGAGAGAAUGAGUGAAAAGAACAUGUUAGUAUUAUACAAAUAGUUUUGACCUGUCCUGGCAUGGUAGCUCACACCUGUAAUCCCAGCACUUUGGGAGGCCCAGCUGGGCAGGUUACUUGAGGUCAGGAGUUCAAGAUCAGUCUUACCAAUGUGGUAAAACCCCAUCUCUACUAAAAAUAUAAAAAUUAGCUGGUCCUGGUGGUGGGCGCCUGUAAUCCCAGCUACUCAGGAGGCUCAGGCAGGAGAAUUGCUUGAACCUGGGAGGCACAGGUUGUAGUAAACCAAGAUCAUGCCCUACUGUACUCCAGUGUGGGUGACAGAGUGAGACUCUGUCUCAAGAAAAAAAUAAAGUUUUGACCUAGUGGACCCCAAAAAGAGGUAUGUAGAGUGCAGGAUCUGCAGCUGUUCCCUCACCACAGUUUGAGAUUUGUUGCCUUAGAGUAUUAUUUUGAUGAUUUGAUAUAGUCUUAUUUAUAAAACUCCUAGUACACUGUCUGGAUCUUAAUAAGUGCUUAGAAACUACUAACUGUUGUUAUUCUUAUAAGUAGCAUAUGAGAAAUUUUAAGCACAGUAGACAUCUGAUCAUAUUUACAGUCUUAGGUCAUUUUACCAACAUGAUAGAAGGUAGAUUGGUGAGGAAUGAAAAUAGCAACAGGGAGAUGAGUUAGAUUCCUUAGUAAGCUGUCUAAAAUGGUAAGCCCUUGAACUAAGACAGCAGAAGUAGAAUUGGAGAAUUGAAGGAUGGGUUCUAUAAAUCCUGGAAGAAGAAUGGAAAGUCUUACUGACUGAUUGGAUAUAUUGGGGUUGGGAAGUCCUGGGCAGCAAGAAUGAGGAACGAAGAACAAUUCUUAGGUUUCUAGCUUAGGUAUAUGUAGGAAGAAGAAGACCUUUGAAAAGAAAGAUUAGGGAGUUCAGUUAUAAGUGUAUCUGUAGGCUACCUAGGUGGAAAUAAAUAUCUAAGACAAUUGAAUAGAUACUAGAUCACAGGGAAUUUGGAUCCUUGAUCCAUAGGUUUUAGUUAAAGCCAUAGAUAAGAGAAGCCAGAAGGAUGUGUAACAUUAAAUAUAGAACUGUGGUGUGGUAGGCACCCUCUAAAAUGGUCCCCAAUGAUCCCUGCUACUAGCGUGCCCUUUAAUUUUCUCUUGAGUGUGGGCUGGACCUAAUGAUAGCAAAAGUAGAAGUGGAAGGCCACUUCUGAGAUUAAGUUACCAAAAGACCAUGUCUUCUGUUCUCCCCUUUAUCCCCCAGAAAAGCAAAUUGCCAUAUUGUAAGUAUAAAGAAAACUGGCCUGGAUUUUAAAAGAUCCUGGUUAUUGGAAGUAGAUCUGUUCUACUUACUGACUUGAUAAAUAACCUCUCUCUGGGCUUCAUUUUCCUUUUCUGUGAAAUCAGCAUAAUAAUAAUACCUCUCAAUGAGUUGUUGAGAGAAUUAAAUUGGAUGAUUAUUAUAAAAUACUUAGCAUGAAUCUUCAUGAUUUUAGAUUUGGCCAUGGAUUUUUAUUUUUAUUUUCUUACAAGAUGAUCAUGAACUUUAUUCAUUUCCAAUUGUAAUGUUCAGAUAUGUAACUGGAAUCAAAAAGAAUUGAGCUAGGUUUCUGGAAAUAAAAUAAAUAGACCAACUAAAUUCUAUAUACAAGACAAAUUGAUAAAAAGAAAUUAAAAAUACCACCUAAGAUGUCAGACAAUAAUAAAGAUGAAGUACUGGAAAUACAUCUACAGAAUGAUGUAUAUAAGACCUCUAUAGUUAAAUAAUAACACUUCAUGGAGAGCCUUUGUAAAACACCAAAUAAGUGAAUAUGAAUAAAUACUAUAAGUAGAUUAGAAAGCUCAGUAUUUUAAUGAUUUAAAUUUCUCCCAAAAACAUUGUGGAUUUAAUAUAAUUCCAUUUACAAUCUCCCAAAAUUUUAUUAAACUUAUAAAAAAGCAAAGAGCCAGUAAAAGCUAAGAGGCUCCUGGGUAGGUGCAGUGGCUCACGACUGUAAUCCUAGCCCUUUGGAAGGCCAACGUGGAAGGAUCGCUUGAGCUCAGGAGUUUGAGACCAUCCUGGGCAGCAUGGUGAAACCCCAUCUCUGCAAAAAAUACAAAAGUUAGCCGGCUGUAGCGAUGUGCACUUAUAAUCCCGGCUACUUGCAGGGUAGGGGGCUGAGGUGGGAGACUCACUUGAGCCUCAGAGAUGGAGGUUGCAGUGAGCCAAGAUUUCAUUACUGCACUCCAGCCUGGGUGACAGAGCAAGACUGUCUGAAACAAGGCCAAAAAAAAAAAAAAAGCUGAGAGGUUCUUGAUAAGUAAGUGACCGUGAAUUUAGAUGUUCAGAUAUGUAACUGGAAUGUUUAGAUAUGACACCAAAAACACAAACAACAAAAGAAAACACAGGUAUGUUGAACUUCAUUAAAAGUAAAAACUUUUGUGUGUCCAAGGACAUUAUCAAUAAAGCAAAAAGACAGAAUGGGAGAAAAAUUUUGCAAAUUAUAUUUCUGAUAAGGGUCUACCAGAAUAAAUAAAGAAAUCUUAGAACUCAACAAUAAAAAGGCAGCUCAAUUAAGAAAUGAGCAAAGGACUUGAAUAGACAUUGCUCCAAAGAAGGAAUACAAAUGGCUAACAAACACAUGCAAAGAUGCUCAACAUCAGUAGUCGUUAGGGAAAUCCAAAUCAAAACCACAGUGUAAUACCA
Callithrix jacchus (white-tufted-ear marmoset) is the source of this 17413-nucleotide messenger RNA. RefSeq names its product lin-52 DREAM MuvB core complex component (gene LIN52). Gene Ontology annotation, cellular component: DRM complex. The record is from RefSeq and is a predicted model, not a curated record. NCBI's taxonomy places the organism in Eukaryota, Metazoa, Chordata, Mammalia, Primates, Cebidae. Gene Ontology annotation, biological process: regulation of DNA-templated transcription.